CCCGGCCCAUCCCGGCCCAUCCCGGCCCAGCCCGGCCUUUUUUCCAAGCGGCCGCGAGAAACGGGCCCUUUGUCUUCGCCAUGGGCGCAUCGUGCUCUGAGAGCUUGAAGAGCUGUGUGGCCUUUGUGAAGACACUCAGGGCGGAGAGUGGAGGACCGCCUGCCUGCGCCUCAGCACAGACGCUGCCAAAGGUGCACAUUUGCGAGGGCUGCCAGGGGCAGGCAGAUGAGUUCGCCCAGGGCGCUCACGGGAAGCUGCUUUGCCGCAGCUGCCUCCGACGAGAGGACGAGGCGCUGUUGGCCCCCUCGGAGGAGGAGCAGAAGGGCCUGGACCAGCUUUCCAAGGUCCUGGACAACGUCUCCUGGAAGUACUGGAAGCCAGGCGAACAGCCUGCGCGAGUCCUGGAUUGGAUGUACCUGGGCGAUCUAAAAGAGGCCACGGACUUCGAGCUGCUGAGCAAUCGGGGCAUCGGCGCGGUGCUGAACCUCAUCAACUGGUGGGAGCUGAGCUCCCGUCUUCCUGAGGUUGCGGAUUUCGCGGCGCUGUACUCUUCCAACCACGUGGAGUUCAAGGAAGUGGAUUCCGAGGACAGGUUGUUUUUUGACAUCGUGGAGAAAUGCUGGCCCGCUUGCGAGAGCUUCCUUGGGAAGUGCCGCGCGCGGAAUCAGCGCGUCCUGGUGAACUGCAAGGCGGGCCACAACCGCUCGGCAUGCAUUUGCAUUUGUUGGCUGGUCUCACACGAGGGCUACAGCCUGCUGGAAGCCGUGGAGCUGGUACAGGGUCGGCGUGGGACGAUCCUCUCCAAUCACGGCUUUCGGCUUCAGUUGCUGCGCCUGGCGUUGCGCUUGGGCCGCCUGGGCGAUUUCACACCGCAGCUGGCCAGGACGAUGGUGAAACCGGGCAGUGAGACGCACCUGGACAGCAUCAUCAACCAGAAACGCAUGACGGUGCGCUACGACGAGGCGCAGCCGGAGGGUGGCGAACUGCCACUCAUGCGGAGGCAAAGUUCGCCGCUGCAGGGACUCCGGCCUAGGCGCCUGUCCCUGAUCUCAGAGGAGGUGCACAACAACGUCAAUCAAAGAGCUCUGAAAUUGGAGCUGCUGGCGUGUUUGUACCACCGCGACCAGAAGUUCCUGGACGACUACGAGUACACUUCGCAGCCGCCGACCAUCAUCGGCAGCGGUUUCAGUGGAGAUGUGGUGCUGUGCAGGCGGAAAGAGAAGGCUGCGGUGCGGCAGAACCAGGAGACCUACGUGCGAUGCGUGAAGAGUUUCAACCUGAAGCAGAUGGCACCCGACAAGCUGGAUAAGCUCAAGAACGAAGCGGUGAUCUAUUUGUCCCUGGAGCACCCGCACAUUGCGCGGCUCUUUGAUGUCUACGAGGACGACGAGCAGGUGAGCUUGGUGAUGCAGUACUGCUCCGGCGGGACGCUGGAGAGCGCCAUCCGCAGCCAGGGUGCCUUCAGCGAGCCAAAGUUUCAAGACGUGGCCGUGCCCAUGCUGCUUGCGGUGAACUACAUCCACUCCCUGGGCAUUGUGCACAGAGACAUCAAGCCAAGGAACUGGGUCUAUGAGGCAGAUGGCCAGACCAUCAAGCUCAUCGACUUUGGAUUUAGUGUGAAAGGCUACCUGGGCGCUGAGAGCCUUCAGGGCUGCAUGGGCACCCUGGGCUAUUUGGCGCCUGAAGUGGUCAAGGCAGGACUCAGCAGCGAAAGCGCGUACACAGCGAAGUGCGACAUUUGGUCUCUGGGUGUCGUCUUCGACGAGCUGCUCACCGGGGAGCCUGCCUUCCACCGGGAUGCCGGUCAGUGCGACGGCUACACGGAGGAGGUGGUGCUACGCGAGAUCAAGGAAGUGUCUGAGGAGAUCAUCGAGAAGGUGCUGGCGCAGGUGCCGGCCAACGCCGUGCCGCUCUUGCGGCGGAUGCUCACGAAGGAUCCCUUGGCAAGGCCUUCAGCGCGGGAGGUGCUUGAUGACAACUACCUGGCCCUGGUCCGUGCCAGGAUAGCCGAUCCGCCCAGAGCGCUGCCGGUGCGCGUGAUCUUGGACCGGUUCCGCGCCCACGCUUCGGCCUCGAAGCCCUCGCGGGCGUGGCUGCUGGCGGUGGCCAGGUCUCCCACCUACCUGCCCUGGGAGGAGUUCUGUGCUCUGCGUGAGACGUUCAAGAUGUUCGACGCCCAGGGCCUCAACGGCACCGUGAACUUUGAGACCUUCUUCACGGUGCUGCAGCGCGCCGCCCGGGACUCGCCACGCGUGUGGAACGAGAACCCGGAGAACACCUUCGACAACUCCCAGGGCCCCAUCCGCGCGGACAUCGCGAAGCUUUGGAAGGCGGUCUGCGGGGAGCAGGAGUCCCUGAGCUACUGCGAGUUCAUGGCGGUGUUGCUUCCGCCCAUGGAGGACGUCUUUGCGGAUGCGGAUAGCAAGUCCGCGGAGAACGAGGUCUACUCGCCCUUGCGGCCGAAAGAGCACUGGAGCCCCUCGAAGCCUAUCUUCCAGUACCUCCAGCUGCUGAAGCGGGCGAGCAAGUCCGUCCCCAAGACCCUGGAAUUCGAUGAGUCAGAGGAGGUGCGGCAAGUGGUCUCCGUGAUGGCGCGGCACCACCGGCGAUGGGCCUUGGUGCGGUACAAGGACGGCCGCAGGCAGUUCUUUGACUACAUGGACAUCAACCACAAACUGCUGCAGGACGCUCCCUUUGGCUCGGUGGCGGAGAGCAUGAGCCGAAUCUGCAAGGCCAACGUUGGCACCAUCGCCAAUUGCUCCCAGUUCUGUGAAUAUGUGCCUGCGAACGUCGCGACACCACUACGGGACGUGAUCCUGUUGAUUGCAGGAAAGAGAAAUGGUCGGCCUGUGCGUCGGGUUCCUUUGGUGGACGCCGACGGUGAGAUAGUCACAGUGUUUUCGUCCUUGGACUUCCUGAACCUUGCCCUCAAGUGCUCAGCGCCCACUGCUGUGCUGAAGUCCCUGUCGGCGAAGGUCUUCGAUCGCCGCGGCACCAUUCUGCAGGUCUCGGUGCAGCAGGACGAGCCACUGCUCAACGCGCUGGGAAUCAUGGAGAAGGAAGGCCUCACCAUUUGCCCCAUCACCUUACGGGAGCUCUCGGGGACCAUGGGCGGAGUGGUGGCCAGCAACGUGGUCUCCGCCGCGGACCUGAAAUGGGUCGUCCGUUCGGGCAACUUCGCAGCUCUGAACAUGUCCGUGGGGGACUUCGUAGCCUGGCGCGCCGAGUCAGAGCAGGCGAGUUUGGACCACAUCUUGCGGCAGCAGCGGCUCCAGCGCUUCAACGUAGUGAGCGUCAUGGCGGCUGCCUCCCUGCACACCUUGGCACAGCGCUUGGUGGAUAGUCGGCUUCAGCGCAUUUUCUUGGCCUCAGACGACAUUGCCCGGAUCGUGGGCAUCGUGUCCUCUCGGGACAUCCUGCUGCAGAUUCUGGAUCAGGUUGUGUGAGCACCGUGGAUGGUUGCACAAGAUGGUUUUGAGCCAAGCACCCAAUGGACCGAAUCCAGGCUUGGUAGGGGCCCUGAGCCAUUGUUCACAAGGACCGUUGCUCGGGUUGAGCUGUUUCGGC
Molecule: messenger RNA, 3567 nt
Organism: Effrenium voratum
Lineage: Eukaryota; Dinophyceae; Suessiales; Symbiodiniaceae
Source: the annotation of a GenBank genome assembly